GGUCUUUUUUCUUCAGAUCAAGCAUUGCUAAUCAAACUUCCACAACAGAGGAAGAAGAACCGAUGGAAACAACAGUUACUGGAAAUAGCACCGAUGGUGUGAAUAUUAAGUGUACGUUUACAGUUGCCAAACUGAAUGCUAGCAAAAUUUCCUCAGCCAGGACUACAGAGAAUAUCACCUAUUCUGUCGUCAUUGGGAGUGGAAAUGUAGAAAAUGGUAAGCUUGCAAGCUUUACACCUGGUAAUCAGUCAAUGCCCAUAGAUCUAGCUACCUUCCUAUCAAACUCCCCAACAACCUCCUCUACAACUUCCCCUACAAACUCCCCAACAAACUCCUCUACAACUUCCCCUACAAAAUCCCCAACAACCUCCUCUACAACUUCCCCUACAAAAUCCCCAACAAACUCCACAGCAGCACCAAAUGGGGCCAACCGUCCUGUCUUCUCUAAUGCUGUGCUGCCUCUGCUGAGCUUCCUCACCUUGUCCCUCCUGAAGUUCGCCUGAUAGAGAGCAGAAACAAAGCUGGUAUAAACAAAGACACAGUGAAGGAAGCUGAUUUAAACCAGCAGAAACUGAGUGCCAUAUGUUUUUUUAUUGUUUUCAAAAUAUUUGCAUCAUAUUCUCUCAUUAUAUAUCCCAUGUUGUUUUGAAAAUCAUUUUAUGAUUUAAAGCAUAAUUUUAUGGAGUGAAUAUAUCUGUUAGAACAGUAGUUUUAAAUGGUUAAACUGUAAAUAACUUUAAAUGCCUUUAUUACCAUGUGGAAUGUGAGCAGGUCUUGUCUGUUUUGUUAAAUCUGUCAUCCAGCAUUCUUCAAGGGGAGCCCAUCCCAGGAUUGGCAUGUUUUUAAAAGUAUCUGUCGGUUAGUGAUAUAACAAGACGAACUCACUUUACAGAAAAUACAAACUGAGAGAUUUGAUGUGUUGCUUGUGGUGGAUCUACUUUCUGAAUUUCGUUGUCAGCUUAUCCCCUCCUUUUUAUAAGUCAACAGGUUUUUCUGAGUGUAUGGCAGGAGGUGAAAGAUUAUUAAACACUGAUAAUAUAAGGCCAAGGGCCAUUUUGAUAAAGCAGAUAAUGAACAGACAGCACACACUUAUGCAGAUUGUUCUUCCUAACAAAAUGUAAUAAAGAGGCAUGAAACAUUUAACUGGGAAAAGUGGAAAAAUAUGGGGAAAAUGUUGAUAACUUACCGUCUGUUUUUACUCUUUUUGACAAUAAAGAGUUUGAACCUAAA
Cyprinodon tularosa is the source of this 1230-nucleotide messenger RNA. Its product is annotated as mucin-2-like. The transcript is spliced from 4 exons. The coding region runs from base 63 to 503 and encodes 146 amino acids. NCBI's taxonomy places the organism in Eukaryota, Metazoa, Chordata, Actinopteri, Cyprinodontiformes, Cyprinodontidae. The record is from RefSeq and is a predicted model, not a curated record.